UGCCGGAUGAUCAGUGCAGAUAUUUCUCGUGAAGAGCUAGACGACGAUGAUGCCACCGCGUGCAGGGAUUGUUUAUGACCGUAAUGAAGGGGGCGUAGCCAGUUGCGUUAGAGAGGUGCAAAGGCCAGGGACACCGGAGGCAAUACGCAAGUGGCGCCGUUCUGGCACGUCGCCUCCCGGCCAGCGUGUUCUCCAUCCUGGCCAGAUUGGAGACGCUCAAGAUGUCGACCCCAAAAUAUCCUUCGGGAGCGGGGGAGUAAAAGCAAGUGACCACGUCGGGGACAUCUGGCUUCAGCCCGGUGCGGACACGGACGUAAAUCGGCUAAAGCUCGCACUCGCCGAGUCUGUGUAUCGCAGCACCAAGCGAGAACCUUUGGGCAAGGGCUACCAACGGGGACAUCAGCUACCACCGAAGGUCAAAAGCGAUGCGUUCACGUUCGGGGUUUCCUCAGACAAGAGUGAGGCGGCCAAGUCUUUGCUGUACCCACACCCAUCAGCCGUGGACAUGGAGGAAAGCGGCGCUAGAUGUGGACCCGGGGAACAACGUCGGCGCGGUUACAUCUGGGACGUGGAUAUCGAGAACCAUCGAUUUGGCCGUCCUGGAAGUCUCGCAUCUCCUCUUUGUCUGGACAGCGGAAGUGAACCCAGCAGGCUCGUGUCGAAGAAGCUAGACGACUUCAGGGAGACGCAGGAUACUAUUGGACGUGCAAAAAACCUCGGCCAUGACCCUCGGAAAAAGCUUGGGAAGCAUGUGUACGGCAAAGAAGCGGUCAAGCGCGGACCAAACGAAUGGGAUGCGAGGAGCUGCGUGGAAGGCAACUACAGCUGGGCAGAACAACAACCAGACAACGAUCUAGGCAAGUCUAUUACGCCUGGUUUCCGCAACGCUAUUGCAGAAGGGCGAGCAUUUGGGGUCCCAAGCAUCCGCUCGGACAUCCAGCCUUAUGCACAGCGCUCGGUGGCUGAUACUCAGAACUACGGAGACGACUCCAGUGCCAGGCAAGUCGGAAUACCUUCUUCUCCACGAAAUCAAGGUAUCUGGUAA
Ectocarpus siliculosus is the source of this 1045-nucleotide messenger RNA. The record is from the annotation of a GenBank genome assembly. Lineage: Eukaryota; Phaeophyceae; Ectocarpales; Ectocarpaceae.